Molecule: messenger RNA, 5972 nt
Organism: Bemisia tabaci
Lineage: Eukaryota; Metazoa; Arthropoda; Insecta; Hemiptera; Aleyrodidae
Source: RefSeq, a predicted model, not a curated record
UGGAACAUGGAUGAUGACUGGAAAUGGAGUGAUGAGAAAUGGAGUAACUAUAAUCGAUGAUUAUGGACCAAACCUAGAUCAGUUACAGGUGGGAGAUAGAGUUGGAGUGAUCGUUAAAGAGAAUGGAGCGUUACAUUUCUUUGUAAAUGGUGUGGAUCUUGGCGAGGCUGCAACUAACAUUCCAGUAGGAAAAGUGUAUGGUGUCAUUGACCUCUAUGGUCAGGCUGCGCAGGCAACUAUCGUUGACUAUAACCUUCUUUGUUGCUGCUCAUCUCCAGCACAAAGCUCUCCAAAUGUCUUCGGGGAACAUGUCGAUCUCCAUUUUCACUAUCUCCAUGGAAAAAAUGCCAGAGUCUCAAAUGGUGGGCGCACUGCUUCAAGACCAAAAGCCCUACAUGAAUUCAAUGAAGCUAUCGUUAUAAGCAACAGAACUUUGAAAGAAAAUGAAAUGUUUGCAGUAGUCAUAGAAAAACUGGUAGACCGAUGGUGUGGAUCAAUAGAAGCAGGUGUUACAGCCAUUAGACCAGACGAAUUAGAGUUGCCUGGGACCAUGACUGAUCUAGACCAUGAUACAUGGAUGCUAUCGGGUGCAACUGUGAUGCAAGAUGGCGUUAUGUUCAGGCACAGUUACAAGCUUAAUUUGGAUUCGUUAUCAGUAGGAGAUGUGAUCGGGAUGAUGCGCCAUCCUGAUACAUCCUUGCACUUCUACCUGAAUGGCAUCGACCAAGGAGCAGCAUGUUUUUCAGUUCCUCAGAAUGUAUAUCCUGUCAUUGAUUUGUAUGGACAAUGUGCUCAGGUAUCAAUCGUGAGUUUACCUGAAGGUCGACAAGAUGCUGACUGCAAUGAUGCCGACACAUCAUCACCAUCUGUAGCCUCUCAGAUUGGUGAUACAUUCACCCCUAUCCUUAGAGAACCAGAAGUAAAAAAGAAGACCCACAUUCCAUCUCAUUUAACUCACAGGUUGAGUGCAUUGUGCAGUCAGCACAUACAGCUCGAUGUUAAUAAUACCGUGGCAACGCGAAUUAGCCUAGGUAAUUAUGGCCUCGUAUUCUCCAGUUGUCCUGUCAUGAAGGAUCAGGUGUUCACAAUUCAAAUAGAUCAGUGUGAUACGGCACUAGCGGGCUCACUCGCAAUCGGAAUAACAACAAUGCAGCCUGCGGAGAAAACAGCUCUACCCUCCACCAUUCACCAGCUCAAACAGCCUGUAUGGUUCUUGAAAGGAAGCGAUAUUUGGUAUAACAACACGAUUCUUCAGGAAAGGUAUUGUCAAAGCCUGGAUUGGGCAGAAUCCGGUACUCUAGUCAGUUUAAAACUCUGUAGUAAUCAAACUUUGCGAUUUUAUAUCGACAACAUUGACUGUGGUGUUGCGGUACAAAAUAUUCCAAAGGCAUUAUUUUAUGCUAUCGUGGACUUAAGUGGAAGAACUCUCUCUGUCAGCGUGAUUAGCCAGUCUACUGACGUAUUUCUAAUGCGGCUAGCUUCUAGUAAAGCACAAAUGGCGGAUAGCUUGAAGUCAGAUGAAAGCUCCUCGUGUCAAAGUGGUCCUGUUGUAGAAGUAACCGUUGCUGAUAUUCCAACCAGGGGAGGAACUGAAGAAUGCUCCUUUGCCAAUAAACUGGAAAGUGAUAUCAAAAAAAUCUUCAGCGAUGACUGCUGGUUUUCUUUCAAGGAAAUUACGGGUCAAAAUAUAGUAUUGAUCAAUGAUGGCAUCACAAUAAAGCGUGAAACCAGUUACAAUAAUGGUGUUGUAGUGUGCAGCAAACCCCUGCCGCGAUGCACUUUAUUCCAGAUGGUCCUCGAGUCCCUGAAUCCUCGAUGGGUCUCCUCCAUCAUGCUAGGUGUCGUUAAUGAGUCACAGUUUCCAGUACCACCUACAGCUUUAGGUUUCAAGAAAAAUGCUUGGAUUAUUAGUGCUGAUUCUGUUUUCCAAGAUGGAGAAAAAAUCAAGUCAAACUAUGGACCCAAUCUGGACAAACUUUCGGUAAAGCAGACGGUUGGAGUGAUGGUAGAUGCUGAAUCUCAGUUAAGGUUAUUUGUUAAUGGUGUUGAUCAGGGAGUCGCUGCCUCAAACAUCCCUUACAAGUGCCAUGUUGUUAUUGAUCUCUAUGGACAGUGUGAUCAGAUCUCAAUCAUCAACUCACCAUUACACUUCAGUCAAAUGAAUGCCCCAGUUGAAACCAAAAUUGAGGAGCCCGAAAGUGUACCAGAAGAACUGAAACCUGUCGAUGUUUGUGAAAAGGCUGACCUCGAAAGCCAUGAGAAGGAGCAGUGCGACGAAAAUUCUGAUCAAGAGCUGUGUUGCGAUGAUCCAGCGCUUUCUAAAAGUGUCAAAACAAACGAGAAUUGUCUUGUCGCCUCUGCCUCCUCUUUGACACUAAAAACUGAAAAUUCUGAUGAUGAACUUGAUCCUAAAUCAAUCGCAUCAAAUGAAAACCUGUCUUUGCAGCAUCUUGAGCAGGUACAAAACGCAACACUAUCGUGGCUAUCAGCAUCCCAUUGUGAUAAGAAAACGAGUCUCAAUAUCGCCAACACUUCUUUCGCUGAAGCAGGGAAAUCUAGUGGAAAAUCAACGGCAACAACUCCUGUUACAUGCGGAAAGAGCGUGAAUGUCACACGCUCAUUUGAUGACGGCUCUCCUGUGAUGUCACCUGCAGCUGAAACUCCUCUCAAACCUCUCUCCAACUGUGAUUACCUAAAGUUGUGUUUGCGGUUGAAAGCAACCCUUUGCUUACCAAGUUUCUACUUUCAAAGCGACACAGCAGCCGUUUGUUUUUGUUCUGAUUGUUCACCAAGCUACAAUUCACUGAAAGAGGAGCCACCACCUGGAACCGUUCCUUCUAAUUGGUGCAAAUUACCGCUUCACAAACUCACCUCACCAUCAACUGUAGAAAAAUUAAGCUGUGAUAAGUGGCACAUAGCCUAUGCAAGCGCUUCAUUAGGACAAAUUCGCCAAGUCUUAGAGCAAGGAGAGCUCUUUGAUCCUUGUGAAAAUUUAGGCAGUUGUGAUACUCAUAGUGAAUUUAAAUGGAAGCAAAACGAAUGUGAUGCCUCUCAGAUAAUCUUAUCGCCAACUUUAAAACAUGUUGCGUCCCCUCUCAUCAGUAAAAAGCAUGAAUUCUGUGACCCGAAGACGAAAAAACUGUACCUAGCCCACGCUGCAUUCCAAGUCCUUGUAAAACCAGGCUCAUACAAGACCAAUCCUUUGCCUGACACAGGGCUAAGCAAAUCAAUAGACUCGCUUUCGGAUACUGACAGUGUCCAAUGGCAGACCAAAGAACAAGGUGCUACAUUGCUCACAGCAUUAUUGCUGAAGUUGGAUCCUAUUUAAUUUAAUUUUCUCUGAAAAAACUUAGAGUUCCUCUUCUUUUCUAAGGUUGUUAAUAGCAUUGUGGGGGACUAAGUGAUAAUCAGUUUAAUUUAAAGUCAGUGCUGCUUGCCAACGGUAAAAAAGAUGUGGAAAAAAUGCCUCAACGAGCUAUAGUGGAGGAAAAAGAGGAAGUGCUUGUAAGUCAAGGAUUCGUACCAGCCGACUCCAUUCGGUACACAUAAUAAUCAACUAAGAUGUUGCAUCCAGUCUCUUUUAUCAAUGUUUCUCGAAAAGAAAUUUUCGGGCUGAAAACGCGAUUAUCUGGCAAUGGAGACUUUGCAGGUGUUGGAAAUUUUGGGAAUUUCAUGUUUAAGAUCAAACCACUGAGUGAACUGAGCAGUAGAAUAUCCUUGGUUUCUAAAAUUAAUUAUUAUUAUAGCAGAUAUGACCAGAUGACCUAAUUUGUUAAAAUACAUUUGUUUAAAUGGAAAACACAGUGUGAUGACAUUACAAGGCAGCAUAUUUUCUCUUUUAAGAUCUAUUUUUCUAAAAUCUUCCAUAUCAGUAAAAAAUUAUGACGAAUACUGCUUACGCAGCUCAUUGAGCUCUCUCUGAUGCAGCAAUAAAACAUCUUUGCGCAAAUUCUCCAUUGCAUGGAUACCCUCAGAAAUCAUAUCAGGCUGGAGCCAGAUAUUCAGCCCAACUCUGGUUCCUAGUUGUAGAAUAAAUUUUAAGCUUUUUGUGAAUCGUACAUUAGUUUCCAAGGUAUUUACGAUUAAAGCUGUACCCGGUGACUUCACAUGACUACGAAAGCUAACUUGCACUCACCUUUUGUCGUUGCUCUAUGUUCAUGACCUUCUCUAUAAAUGAUUGUUUCGAAUCGCACACAUUUUUUCAAGAACGUACAGGCAUGCCUCCCUUACAUUUACCAACUUUUUAUCGGUUACUAUUACUGUUGGUUUCAUGGCUUUAUUCUCAGUUAUUAAAAGAAUCCACAGACUUAUUUGUUAAUUUUAAAGGAUUCUAAUGGGUCCCCAAAACCUCAGGAUCAACACAAGGCGCUUGCAACAACCAUUUGCAUCCACAAAAGGGAUCUAGGAAUCGGAGUAGGCCGGAGAAUAAGGUGUCCAGAAAUAUGAAUUGAGGAAAUAACUAAAAAGAGGGUGAAAAGAAACAAUAGGAUAGAUGUAAAAGGAUGAACUCAGGGGGAAAAAUCAAAGAUGCCUUGUUCAAGAGCAAGACUCACUCAGAACAAGCGUGUAUUCAAGACUGCAACUCAAGACUUGAGCUCUAUUUGUCAAUCACUUAUAUUAUUACAUAAAAUAUUUUGCCGGUGUUGAUCAACUCUUUUAUAUAAUUAACAGAAAAUAAUAGACAUUCACGGUUAAUUUGAUGAUUUGACUCAUUUGAAAUUCAGUAAAAAUACAAUUAUCUGGCCAUUGGUGGCGGGUAUAUGCACUAAAUAUUGGAAACCGUGGCUAAUUUAAGAGGCACAAAUUAGUGUACAAAAGAUGAACGAAAACAUGAAAAUUUUGCGAUACUAUCAUAGAAAAUGCAACAAUGUAUGUGCUUUGUUCCGUAACUGCAUUUUAUUCUUAAUUGAUGAUUCUACUUGAGCACAGUCAUGCCAAGCUGAAACUGGAUAAAAUCCUCUAUGUCCAUUGUUUAAUUCAUGUGGGAAACAAAGCCAAUAUUCAGAGUUCCUUUCACUACUUCACUGUAUGACAGGAAACCUCAUGAUUCUUGAAUUUUUAAGUGUAUAUUUGUUCUGAUAGAUCUGAUGACGGAUACUGAUUAUAAAACUGCCCUACAGCAAACUUACACUUUCUUUCCAUUUUCAUUUAAUUCUAAGAUUUCAUACAUGAAUCAUCCUCUGAGAGUAAAAUUCUCCCUAAAAGCACACCUCCUGUUAUUCCCUCCUGGCCCAUUUUGCUUUUGUAUUUUUGUUAACGCAAACAUGACACAGCUCGAUUUUUCUUUUUUUCUAUGUUACCAUUACUUUUAAGCUUGUUCCGUCUUGUCAUGGGAAAACUUUUAGAAGCACAAUUUUUUGUGAGGAGGGGAGGGGGGAGGAUGAGGAGGAGAGCAUUUUAUCUGCUACUUUUGCUCCUCAGAUCUGUGUUCUCAUACGUAAUUUAUUGAAAGCUUUUUGCCUCAAUGCCUCUAGUAAGCAUGCAAGCAAGGGUUGAGAAAGAGAUUUCUUUUUGUAUGGCAGGAAUCAUAUUCCUGAAUUUAUUAUAUCACUUUUUUAAAGCAAAAAGUGGAGAGUACUUUUGUUAUUUUUUUUUUUUUUUUUUUUAUUAUUUUUAAUUAACGCAAGUCAGAAAGAUGAAUGGCUCCAACAUGGUAUUUUAAAAUUUAAAUGUUCCUGUGCACGUAGAAAAUCUUUUUUCGUUGUAUCAAAUUUUAAUAACUUUCAUCGAACAUCAGCACAAUCUUGGAGAAUCGUUUAAAGUUUUUACUUCUCAAAGUGUUGUAUACUAAAAAUAAGCUCUGUUCUUAUAAGCUUAGGCUCUUUCGUUUUAAUUUUUAUGUUUCGAGAAUGCUCAUUUGUUUGUUUAUGAUUUUAGUUUGUAAGUCGUCAGAAUGAAUGUUAUCAAUCCAGGAAGACUUGAAAAGUCCUUCCAUGUGAUAAUUUUUUAUAAAUAUAAUGCCCUUCGCUAAA